AUGACAUCAAUAGCAGAGGGACUUUUCAAGUCUCUUCCGAAGCCAAAAUACACCGGUGAAGAGGAGGAGCUGCCUCAGCACGCGCAGCCCCGUGGUCCGCGGGUGGUUGGCGCCGACCAGAUUGAUGAGACGCAAGUUGUGUUAAGGAGAACCGGCCCCCCUCCAUACGGAAACCGAACAGGAUGGCGCCCUCGCUCAGCCGAAGACUUCGGCGACGGUGGCGCGUUCCCCGAGAUCCUAGUCGCCCAAUACCCCCUCGACAUGGGCCGUAAAGGCACGGCCUCAAAAUCGAAUGCUCUGGCGGUGCAAGUCGACGCGGAAGGAAAAGUGAAAUACGAUGCGAUCGCUCGCCGCGGCCACAGUGACGACCGAGUCGUGCAUGCGUCGUUCAAGGAUCUGAUCCCACUGCGCCAGCGGGUGGAUAUGGGCGAGGUUUCGCUGGACAGGCCAUCGGAGGAAGAGGUGAAUGAGCAGAUGGAGAAGACGAAGAAUGCGCUGGCGAAUCUGGUCGAGGGGGCUGUGGCGGCACAGAAGCCUAAGAAUGUGAGAGGGGGUAAGAGGGCUGAGCCGACAUUUGUGAGGUACACGCCGGCGAAUCAGAUGGGGGAUUCGUCGUCGGGGAAUGGAAGUGGGAAGAACGAUCGCAUCAUGAAGAUCGUGGAGAGACAGCAGGAUCCGAUGGAGCCGCCGAAAUUCAAGCACAAGAAGAUUCCUCGUGGACCGCCGUCGCCGCCCCCGCCUGUUAUGCACUCGCCGCCUAGGAAGUUGACGGCGGAGGAUCAGGAGGCAUGGAAGAUCCCGCCACCUGUAUCGAAUUGGAAGAAUCCCAAGGGUUACACGGUCCCACUGGAUAAGCGUCUGGCCGCGGACGGGCGUGGCCUACAGGAUGUCACGAUCAAUGACAAAUUUGCCCAGUUUGCCGAGGCGCUGUUUACGGCAGACCGACAUGCUCGUGAGGAGGUCCGGCUACGUGCGCAGAUGCAACAGAAGCUGGCGGAGAAGGAGAAGGCGCAGAAAGAAGAGCAUCUGCGGUCGCUGGCCCAGAAGGCCCGAGAGCAGCGAGCGGGGUCUAAUGUUGGCGGCACAGCUCGCCGUGAGGCACGAUCUCGAUCUCGCUCUCGAUCCCGCAGCAUCAGCCGUAGUCCGUCUGCUUAUUCGUCACGGUCGGCCACGCCUGGCGAGGACGAAUCAGCAGCUCGUGAGCGAGAGCGCAUGCGUCGUGAACGCCGCCAGGAUGCAGAGCGGCAGCUUCGGCAAUCGCGCAUGGGCACUGAGCGGCGGAUCCAGCACAUGGCGCGUGAACAGAACCGUGAUAUCUCGGAGAAGGUGGCGCUGGGGCUGGCGAAGCCCACUCAAUCCUCGGAGGCGAUGUGGGACUCCCGAUUGUUUAAUCAGACGAGCGGCCUGAGCGCAGGUUUCAAUGAGGAUAACCCAUACGACAAGCCGUUGUUUGCGGCGCAGGACGCGAUCAACAGCAUCUACCGGCCACGGGCACAGGUGGAUGUGGAUGAUGAGGAGUCUGCGGAUACAGAGAUGAGCAAGAUUCAGAAGUCAAGCCGGUUUGAGGUGUUGGGCAAGGCAAAGGAGGGAUUCCGGGGUGCUACAGAUGAGGCACGUGAAGGUCCCGUGCAAUUCGAAAAGGAUACAGCCGAUCCUUUUGGCAUCGACAGCAUGAUCGCAGAUGUGACAGGAGGCGCAGGACAGAAGCGCUAUGGCAUUCAGGAAGCCAACCAAGAAGACCGCGGAUCGAAGCGGGCGCGAGUGGAUGACGAUUAA
Aspergillus chevalieri is the source of this 1776-nucleotide messenger RNA. It is a transcript of the gene PRP45, whose product is annotated as SKIP/SNW domain-containing protein. Gene Ontology annotation, biological process: mRNA splicing, via spliceosome. The record is from RefSeq and is a predicted model, not a curated record. Gene Ontology annotation, cellular component: spliceosomal complex. The coding region runs from base 1 to 1776 and encodes 591 amino acids. NCBI's taxonomy places the organism in Eukaryota, Fungi, Ascomycota, Eurotiomycetes, Eurotiales, Aspergillaceae. The transcript has 3 exons.